AUGGCAGCCCCUACCCCUGUUUCUGCUCUAGUUCACUCUUCUACUUUAGUCACUGCUGGGGUUUAUCUUUUAAUUCGUUUUAGACCUGCUUUUGGUGAUUGGUUGUGUAUUUUUCUUCUUGUUGUUUCCGGUUUGACUAUGUUUAUAGCAGGACUGGGGGCUAAUUUUGAAUAUGAUUUGAGGAAGAUUAUCGCUUUGUCCACUUUAAGACAGCUGGGUUUAAUAAUUAGUGCUGUUUCUGUUGGGCUUGUUAGUGUGGCUUUUUUUCAUCUGCUGACUCAUGCUUUGUUUAAAGCUUUGCUUUUUAUGUGUGCGGGUGUAAUUAUUCAUACAAUAAAGGAUUCCCAGGACAUUCGUUUUAUGGGUAAUUUGUCGGUUCAAAUACCUUUUACUUCGGUUUGCUUAGGCGUAUCUAGCUUUGCUUUGUGUGGCAUGCCUUUUCUUGCAGGGUUUUACUCUAAGGAUCUUAUUUUGGAAGCGGCUUCUUUUAGAUAUAUUAAUUUGGUGGGGUUUUUGUUGUUUUUUGUUUCUACAGGUUUAACCGUUUGUUAUUCUUUUCGUUUGUUUUAUUACGUUUUUGGUGAUUUUAAUUUGUCUUCUUUCUAUAAUGUUAGUGAUGCUAGUUUUAUGAUAUUGUGCGGCAUGGUUGGUUUGAUGUUGAUUGCUGUUUUUGGUGGGAGAUUGUUGAGAUGGGCUGUUUUUCAUGUGCCUGAUAUGAUUUGCCUUCCUUUUUAUUUGAAGUUUUUAGCUAUCUUUGUUAGUUUAUUAGGGGGUUGAAUUGGUUAUGAGUUAUCUAGGUUUAAUUUGGGGGUUCUUGGCUGUAUUGAUGAAAUCAUUUGA
Messenger RNA from Cryptotermes secundus, 840 nucleotides. Its product is annotated as NADH-ubiquinone oxidoreductase chain 5-like. Gene Ontology annotation, molecular function: NADH dehydrogenase (ubiquinone) activity. Gene Ontology annotation, biological process: ATP synthesis coupled electron transport; electron transport coupled proton transport. Lineage: Eukaryota; Metazoa; Arthropoda; Insecta; Blattodea; Kalotermitidae. The record is from RefSeq and is a predicted model, not a curated record.